CUAGAGAGUCCGACACCGCGCUCCUGCGUUUGGAGAAGACCGGACUCCGGCUCUGCCGGGGCCGUGCUGGGUGAUCUAUGAUCGCGCGUCCAUGACCAAGCCCUCCGAGUGAUCAGCCUGCCUUAGGGUCCACCCGAGGGUUGCAACGUGGGGGCCAUCUACAAAGCCAGUGUCCUGAAGAUUGCUCUGGGAAAAGGGAAGGAUGCCGCUCUUCUUCCGGAAGCGGAAACCCAGCGAGGAGGCUCGGAAACGCCUGGAAUACCAGAUGUGUCUGGCAAAAGAAGCUGGGGCAGAUGACAUUCUUGACAUCUCUAAAUGUGAGCUCUCAGAGAUUCCAUUUGGAGCUUUUGCAACAUGCAAAGUUCUACAGAAGAAGGUGUUGAUCGUCCAUUCAAACCACCUCACUUCCCUGCUUCCCAAAUCCUGCAGCCUCCUGAGUCUUGCAACCAUUAAGGUUCUGGAUCUCCACGACAAUCAGCUGACAGCCCUUCCUGACGAUAUAGGGCAGCUGACAGCCCUCCAGGUAUUGAAUGUGGAAAGGAAUCAACUGACACAUCUCCCACGUUCCAUUGGGAACCUGAUCCAGCUCCAGACUCUCAAUGUUAAAGACAACAAGCUGAAGGAGCUUCCAGACACCUUGGGGGAACUUCGGAGCUUACGGACUCUUGACAUCAGUGAAAACGAGAUUCAGAGAUUGCCACAGAUGCUGGCUCAUGUUCGAACCCUGGAGACGCUGAGCCUCGAUGCCUUGUCCAUGGUCUACCCACCGCAGCAGGUGUGUGGCGCCGGCACCGCAGCUAUUCUGCAGUUCCUCUGCAAAGAGUCAGGGCUGGAAUACUACCCCCCUUCUCAGUACCUGCUGCCAGUUCUGGAGCAAGAUGGAGCCGAGAACUCUCGGGACAGCCCUGACGGGCCCACAGACAGAUUCUUGAGGGAGGAGGUAGAAUGGCAGAAUAGGUUCUCAGACUAUGAGAAGAGAAAGGAACAGAAGAUGCUGGAGAAACUGGAGUUUGAACGGCGCCUGGAACUCGGGCAGCGAGAGCAUGCCCAGCUCCUUCAGCAGUGCAGCAGUCAGAAGGACGAGAUCCUUCAGACAGUCAAGGAGGAGCAGUCUCGGCUAGAGCAGGGCCUGAGUGAGCACCAACGCUACCUCGAUGCAGAGCGGCAGCGGCUGCAGGAACAGCUGAAGCAGACGGAGCAGAACAUCUCCAACCGCAUCCAGAAGCUCCUGCAGGAGAAUCAGAGACAAAAGAAAAGUUCUGAGAUUUUGAAGUCACUGGAAAAUGAAAGAAUAAGAAUGGAACAGUUGAUGUCCAUAACCCAGGAGGAGACGGAGAACCUGCGGCGACGUGAGGUUGCCUGUGAGUUGCAGAACUUGGUCCAGCAAGCCUGUUCCAGCAUGGCUGAAAUGGAUGAGCGGUUCCAGCAGAUUCUGUCGUGGCAGCAGAUGGAUCAGACCAGAGCCAUCAGCCAGAUCCUGCAGGAGAGCGCCAUGCAGAAGGCUGCGUUCGAGGCCCUCCAGGUGAAGAGAGACCUGAUGCAUCGGCAGAUCAGGAAUCAAAUUAAGUUAAUAGAAACUGAGUUAUUGCAGCUGACACAGCUGGAGUUAAAGAGGAAAUCCCUGGACACAGAGACACUACAGGAGAUGAUCUCAGAGCAGCGCUGGGCUCUCAGCUCCCUGCUCCAGCAGCUGCUCAAAGAGAAGCAGCAGCGAGAGGAAGAGCUCCGGGAAAUCCUGACGGAGUUAGAAGCCAAAAGUGAAACCAAGCAGGAAAAUUACUGGCUGAUUCAGUAUCAGCGGCUGUUGAACCAGAAGCCCUUGUCCUUGAAGCUGCAAGAAGAAGGCCUGGAGCACCAGCUGGUAGCCCUUCUGGAGGAGCUGUCGGCCGAGCACUACCUGCCCAUCUUCGCCCACCACCGCAUCUCGCUGGACACGCUGAGCCAGAUGAGCCCUGGGGACCUGGCCAAGGUGGGUGUCUCGGAAGCUGGCCUGCAGCAUGAGAUCCUGCGGAGAGUCCAGGAACUGCUAGAAGCGGCCAGGAUGCAGCCAGGUACCAGCACAAGUCCGGGGCCUCUGCUCGUCAAGGGCGCCAUCCAUAUGUGUGGGCCGUGGCGGGGGCGGUCGCGUGCUUACAUUUCAGGACAGGCUGGUUCUAGCCCCUGUGAGUCGGCCCAGAUGAUCUUCCUCAACUGCGGCCACGUCUGCUGCUGCCCGCAGUGCUGCCAGCCGCUGCGCACCUGCCCGCUGUGCCGCCAGGCCAUCGCCCAGUGCCUCCGGAUCUACCACAGCAGCUGAGCGCCGCUGCCCCGCCUCGGCCCCUGCAGGCCCCGGCCCCCACUCACCCCAUGUUGGCCAGACUAGUACAAGGCCGCCCUGCCCUGGGCCCUUUCCCCAUAGCCCGGAAAUCCCCCUUGAGCUCCAAGCACGCCUCGCCUCUGCCAGGUGGGGGCGCCCCUGACCUGAGGCAUUGCUGGUCUGAGUACUGUGGGGGGCGGAGCGGGGGUGGCUGCACCACCACCGAGCUCAUGGCUCUGCCUCGUCCCAGCUGCGUGACCGUGGGCGGGGAGGAGCUUAAGGUCCUCACCUGUGGAACGUGCACAGUGCCGCCCACUCUGCAUGUGGAGGGCAAGCAGGAGGGCCUUGGCUGGGCAUGAGGGAUGGCCACAGGCCAUCGGGGCUGUCCUGGGAAGGUGUGCAGGGCUGGCCUGUGCUCACAAGUGGUGCCAGCCCCACUGGGACCUCUCUCUGCUGCUCCCCAGUGCUCUGGGCCCUUCCCACUCCCCACAGCUGCACCCUCCUCGCCACCCCAUGCAGCGCAGCUGACCCAAAGCAGGAACGUCAAGUCAAUAAAUCCAUCUCAGCGUCUCCUUCAGAGUCAUCACCAGGUCCCGUGGGAGCCCAGGAGAGGGAGGGGCUGGGGCUGGGG
This is a messenger RNA of Propithecus coquereli (Coquerel's sifaka), 2927 nucleotides long. It is a transcript of the gene LRSAM1, whose product is annotated as leucine rich repeat and sterile alpha motif containing 1. Bases 203 to 2296 code for a protein of 697 amino acids. Lineage: Eukaryota; Metazoa; Chordata; Mammalia; Primates; Indriidae. Gene Ontology annotation, molecular function: protein binding. The record is from RefSeq and is a predicted model, not a curated record. The transcript has 25 exons.